Messenger RNA from Pseudoliparis swirei, 3582 nucleotides. RefSeq names its product growth hormone regulated TBC protein 1a (gene grtp1a). The transcript is spliced from 8 exons. The record is from RefSeq and is a predicted model, not a curated record. The coding region runs from base 1950 to 3008 and encodes 352 amino acids. NCBI's taxonomy places the organism in Eukaryota, Metazoa, Chordata, Actinopteri, Perciformes, Liparidae.
CCAUGUGUCUUUUCCUUUGCUAACAUACUACAGGUAUAUGUUGUUUAGGAGGAUUUCUUUGAACACUUGUUGUCCUGCCUGGAAGUGGAUAACAGUCACAGUUCUCUGCUCCAUAUUAUCUCAUUAGCACAUGUAACACAUUGAUAUCUGGUGACUUGAUGUAAAGGUUGUAUCAUUUUGAUACUUCUCAUUCUUUAACAUGUUUUUCAAUCAAAUAGGUUUUCCUACCAUACCAUUUCAAUUCAAUUUGUUUUGUAUAGCCACAAAUCCCAAAUGUGCCUCAGAGGACUUUACAAUCUGUACACAUCCUCUGUCCAAAGACCCUCACAUCGGUACCCCCUCCCCCACCCCCAAAAGGAAGAAACCCUAGGGAGAGCAACAGAGGAUGGAUCCCUCUCCCAUAGUGCAAUAUAUGUCAUGUGUACAGACAUCUAUAGAUAUUUAUUUAAUAAUAAUAUGAACUCAUCGAAAGAAGGAAUAUGUUUAUUUCAGGUUUCCACAUGGAUGUAAAGCUAUGCUUUUGGGAAAGGGAGAGAUAAACUGAAGAGUGCCAUGAACCCUGGGCCUUCAUUUAUUUAUUAAUAAAUUAAUCUAUCUAUCUAAACUCAAUGUAAGAUGUAAAUGUCGAAUGAUUGUAAGGACUGUUGGAGCUCUGAAUCACCCAUGCAGCAGACAUGUUGACAGGAGCAACACUGCCCAGCACCGGCAGGUUAACAAGUGGCUGUAUUUACCUGUGCUACGUGGCUUCCCUGGAGACUAGGGUUUGCUGCCUUCACGUGUUAUCCGACAUACGAACACUGUUUAGAGCAAAUUGGGUGAUCAUAGCCCGGGGGGGACACAGCACAGGACGUUAUUAAAUUGGGGAGUUGUCAACCUGUGUGAAGUGUUUGGCCAUGUCUGUGUCAACAGAUGAUGUUAACUUGGUAUGCACAAUGGCGAAUACAUGUUUGUGCAAAGUAUUCUGAAAUGCCAAUUUUUUCAAAUAAUUUGUGUCUAACGAGGAUAUGUGGUUUACGAGUGCAAGUCAAAGGUUGCUUUGAGUUAAUAUAUAAGACAUAUAGGAAGUUAUACAUAUGUGUGUUACAUAACAUUAUAAACCAUAACAUCAGAAAGGGGCGUUAUCUUGUCAAAGAAAAGUGGUCCCCAGUUUCCAGUAGGUCGACAUACUGAAGGAAGAAAAACGGCAAACAACAUAAGCAACACCAACAACACAACUGAAUUACUUAAACCCUCUCAGUUCUACCAUUUUUUCUCAACCAAAGCGCCUUGCAUGCGCCAUAAGUCCCACUUCGCCUUUCCCAGCUCUGAACUGGGAUGUUCCGGGAAUCACUUGAAAGCAGCAUUAGGUCUGAUCGACGUGUGUCCUGGGAGAAAACGUCACGAGUCCGAAAUCCUCCGCGGAGUCACCGACGUCGGUUGGUCGGGACAAGAAAAGAAAGUGGAAGGAACUUGUGUUUUGGGGCCAAACUGGGCCGCGUCCAUGUAGUUCGGGGAGCGCGGACGUGUCGCUGCAGGCCGGUCGGGUCCACCCCGAGGAGCGAGCAGCAGGUGCAUGCGGAUGGCGACACAACUCGGGUCAAACUCCGCUCCCUCCGCUCGGCGUGAACGUCGGCGUGUCCGCACGUGUGCGAAGAAGCGAGCGAACACAAGAAGGCCACUUUAGGGGGGAAGAGCGUAACGCGCCUCCCUGCUGGCCCCUCUCGAGGGUAACGAGAGAAGAAAAGAAGAGAAGAGGCAGCGUCGUGUCCCGGCUCUCUGUGAACAUGGAGGAAAGUUAACGCGGACCGUGAACGUUGACGCAAACUUCCCUCGAGUCGGACUUCGAGGUUUGAGAACGGUUCUAUGCUUUUGAAUUGCGAAAAGAGAAACAAACAACCCCGUGGAAUAAUUAGCUACUUGGUGAGACUCUAGCACAGAUUUCCAGGGCAAGCCGGUUCAGAAGAGGAGCCAUGGAGAAGGACAACAGGAAGACGGACCGCCGGACCCUCUCCCCGGACGGCCGGGCUCAGGACCGGGUGGACAGCGUGGACCCGUAUGGCUUCCAGCGCUCCAAGCACUUUGAUUACGAGUCACAUGAGGAGCUCAUGUCCGAGUAUCUAGUUGUGCUCACCCGACGAGCCAUCAAGUGGUCCAAGCUGCUGAAGGGCAAAAGCAAAGUGCAGAGGAAUGUAAAACUAAAGCGCUAUGUCCGUAAGGGGAUUCCCAAUGAGCACCGGGCUCUGGUCUGGAUGGCAACCAGCGGGGCUCAAGACCAGCUCGAGAAGAAACCGGGAUACUACCAGGCCCUGCUCGCAUUCCAGCACGACCCCAAACUGGUGGACACCAUCUGCACAGACUUGAACAGAACAUUUCCAGACAACGUUCAGUUCCGCAAGACAUCCAACCCGUGUAUGCAGAAAGCCCUGUACAAUGUGCUGCUGGCUUCUGGCCACCACAACCCAGCUGUGGGCUACUGCCAGGGGAUGAACUUCAUAGCCGGCUAUCUGCUUAUUGUCACCAAGGACGAAGAGAAGUCCUUCUGGCUGAUGGACGCACUCCUCCGUAGAAUCUUACCAGACUACUACACUCCAUCCAUGAUGGGGCUGAAGAUGGACCAGGAGGUGUUGGGGGAGCUGGUGAAAGUCAAGCUCCCCGGAGUCUGGCAGACCAUGAUGGAUCACGAUGUCAUGUGGACCUUGGUGGUCUCCCGGUGGUUCAUCUGUCUCUUCAUAGACGUCUUGCCAGUCGAGACAGUUCUGCGGAUUUGGGAUUGCUUGUUCUACGAGGGCUCUAAAAUCCUGUUCCGUGUCGCGCUGUCACUGAUCCAACACGACCAGGCUCUGAUUCAACAGGCCCGGUCGCUGCCGGACGUCUGCCAAAACUUCAAGCAGCUCACACAUGGACCAUUUGUUGAAGAAUGCCACACCUUCAUGCAGAAAAUCUUCAUUGAACCAGGAAGUCUCUCCAUGGCAACCUUGACGAAGCUGCGGGCGACGUGUCGAGCUCGCUUAGUUGCAGAGGAGUCCUGAACCACUCGACUACCUGCUGCUCCAACUCGCUACACAUUCCAGUGGGACGGGCGCCCGGCGGCUCGCCUGCAGCGUCUUCUCGUUUUCACCCACUAAAUGUCACAGGAACUACAACGUGCUGUUGACUUUAUGUUUGCAGACAAUCAUAUACAGCUCAAGUGUAAAUAUAUAUGCUGGAAUUAGAUUAUUCUUAGCAAUGUGCUGUAUGAGUGGGCUAUUCAAUUAACACUUGAUAUAUUUUGCACUUUACUCAGACACUGUAGAGAAAAAGGUUUGGCAGCAGACGGUCGGGUCCGAUAAAUAUUGUGCCGCCCACUGAGCACAGCCAAGAGGCCUAAUGUAUUUCAGUGAUAGGGAAAUGAAGGCGGACAAUACUGCAUGCGGUGACGUCUUGCUGUGGUAAUAAUCAAAUGUGAAUUGUAAUGAUUCCAUGACAAAAUAUAUUUUUUUCAAACAUUUCUAAAUCUGAUUCAUGUACACUAGUUGUUACGAUUGAGUAAAUGCUUUAGUUCCACUACUCAAUCAUUAAAUCAAGUGCACGAUGAUGAAUUGAAUAAAGUAUAAAUGAAAGGGC